CAGUCUACAACAAUCUGCUUCAGUGCUGGUAUUUAGACUAAAAAUGGCUGGUUUGGGAGUCUACAAACUGGACAACGGAGAAAGUUUUCCUACGAAUUGUUUUCCUAUAAGGUCAUUUCAUCAGAGUAAAGAAGGAGCAGGGCAUUGGUUAAUUGCCCACAGAGGAAGUGUGGAGGACCGACACAAGAUCCUAAAGCAGCCAAUAUCAGAAGAACACUUUCGCACAGGACCGUCGGAUCAGUCUGAGUGUGAAAGUCUUGCGCAAAGGAAACAAAAAAGUUCUGGAAACACUUUAAAUGGACACAUUUUGAUGGCUCUGCAUUGUGUGGACAAACCGUCUGAUCUCUGCUCUGUGGACAUAAGUGAAAGAAAGCUGGAGUCGGUUACAUUAGAAGGUUUGGAGGAAUUUGACAGUGUUGCUUAUGUGAAUGCUUCUGACAACUAUUUAACCCUAGAGGCUUUUAGCAGGUUUCCUGCACUGAGGGAGCUGGAGUUGUCUUUGAAUGGCCUCAGCACAGUGGAAGUUAAUGCUGUAGAUUUUCCUAGAUUAGAGGUCCUGGACCUGUCCUAUAAUAAUUUAUCAAGUGAUGGUAUAUUAGCCAUUGGCCUUCUACCAAGAUUAAAGGUCCUCCAUCUGACUGGAAAUGAUCUGCAGACACUUCCGCCUUAUAUGGCUGGCCCUAAUACUCCCCAUGGUGAUCUGGUUCCCGAGUCCAGCGAAUUGUUUCAGACUCUUGAAGUGUUGAUGCUGGAUCAUAAUAAACUGUCUUCUUGUGUCUUUAGAAGUCUUUCAAAUCUAAAAAGGCUUCAACACUUAAAUUUAGAAGGAAACUCCAUCUCUGAAGUCCCUUAUCUUCAGUCGAUGCCACUGCAACAGGUGCCAGGCUGCUCUGAUUCUGAUUCCCGAGUGAACCAACAGAAGCAUUUUAAUAUAGAGACUGAUAUGGAAUCACCACAACUGGAGAAUGAGGAAGAUUUCUGUCCACCAUUUCCAGAGCUUCGAUAUCUGAAUCUGGCUAACAAUAAGAUAUUUGAAGAAGAGGCAUUAUUGGCUGUGGCAUUAUUUCCUUUGCUCAGCGAGCUUGUUGUCCACUCAAACCCACUGACUACAAAGAGGAGUGGUGACCCACCAAUUUUGACCUGGUUUCUUCAAGACAGACUUGGUAUUAAAAUAAGACAUAAGAAGUCAGCAGAUAUUGUAAAACCACAUGUUGUGCUCCCUGUCAACCCUAAAAGAAAGGUAAAAACUAAAAUCCCAAAGGUGCUAAAGGCUUCCUUGGUCACAGCAGCCUUGUGUGCUUCAGAAAUCCCUUCUACAGACAGAGGUACUGAACAAAAUAACAUACAUCAGCCAUCAGAUUCGAAGUCCACUGACACACUGCUCCCCAGCUCCUCGCAAAUCAACACUGAGGAGAUGGAGAAGGAGAAAGUUGUCACUGCUUCCAGUGUAUCAGAGCCUUUGGAAAGGGAAAAUUCUGAAAUCCACAGUGAGAGUCAGCAAAAUGAAGAACCGUUCUUUGUAACAGAGGUAAAUGAGUUGCUUGAACCUGAGAAUCAGGACAGAACAGAGCAGAUAGCAGACAUCACUCAUCUUGGGAGAAAUGAUGCAAAACAAUACCCAGAGAAACUCCUUGGUUAUGAAGCCCUAUUAGAUGAUAAUCUGGACUUAGACAUGCCCAAGCCUGUUGGAAUCCAGCAGACCGUGAGCGUUCUGGAGUACACGCUGAAGAACCUGCUUGUGUACAGAGAUUCCAAAGCAAAUCUUGAUCGUCUACAGAAACCAUAUAAAGAACAACCAAAAAGAACAAGGAAUUUGCUUCCUGCAAAACCACAAAAACGGAAAGGAGAGAAAGUUAAAGAAAUUCUCACAGAAAUGAAGGAAAGGAAAACAAUAAGUGAAGUCCCUUUGGAGAAAGUUCUUCAAGGCAAAGAUAUAUACAAGAAUGAAUAUGAAAAGGCACUGAUAUUAUUGAAAGAUAUGAAGAGCAAGUACAAGAUGAUCCACUUGAAAUCAAUGGAGCAAGCAGCACAAAUUGAGAGCGACUAUCAUUAAAAGGAACAAUGGGGGAAAAAAUCUACUAAAAUAAAUCAAAAGUUUAAUCAGGGAUCCAUAAAACCAUUUCUUUGCCUUUUAUGUGUAUUUUGUCGGUCCAACAACUUCUUUUUUUUCAAAUUCAUUUAUACCACAGCGCUGUUGAAUUCUUGAUCUGAUAGAUACACCUUGGUAUCACAAGGUGUUGAUUUAUUUUCUGUAACAGCAGACAAUAGUGACAGAUGCAAAGCAAAUCAUUUUCUCUUAAUGUGCUCUUUCUAAUACAUUAUCUUGUCUAUAGUAAUAACUCCACAUAAACAAAUUAAAAAAAUGUGUGUAAUUGUUGAUACUGUGAUGUUUUCUGUGAGCAGACAUUUAUUUAACAGUUUUAGGAGGUCUCUAGUGUCAGUACUUCAUAACACUUAGGUGUAAAGCUGUAACUUUAUGUUUUACUCCAUUGAAAAGUAGCUUUAAGUUUUCUGACAGAAUAUUCUUCAAAGCAGGCUGCUUUUCAUUUUGUGGUUUGUUGAUAACAUGACAAGCUGCAUUUUUUUUUUGUCUAAUUAACUUCAAGAGAGAAGGAAAAAGACCCUGGUAACAGCAAAACUCUUAUAUAUUUAUAGCUGCUAUAAUGUGAUAGCAGCAACUUGUUUCACAGAUGUUCCACAACAUCAAAUGUAACUAUAAAUGGAUAAAAUGUAUGAUAUGUCUUUAUACAAUGAAUAAAACAUUUUAAUUGCUGGCAAACUGCUGUGGUAUAAGCAGAAUAAAACACUUCUGGAUGUACUGUCAUAGGAAAAUAAUCAACUUUAGGGUGGUAAAAUUAACUCAACUUCACAUCAGGUUGCAUCACACCAAGUUAUUGUUGAUUGUUUUUCUAUAACAGCAUCCCCCCAAGUUUUUAUUCUUUCUUACUGGUGGUUCUUGCAGUCAUAUUUCCAUCUCUGACUUUUGAAAUUUCAACACAAAGCUGCCACUUCUGUUCUGAAACCCACUGUAAUGGAGAAAUGAUCUGUUCUUCUAUCUAUAAUUAUCUGUUCUGCUCUGUUCAUCAAAGCUCUUCAACAAAGCUCUUUCAUCUCUAUUCUAAUCACUGGAGUGCAUUUAUAGGCAUGGCGCCUGCUCUGACUAAA
Pangasianodon hypophthalmus (striped catfish) is the source of this 3165-nucleotide messenger RNA. It is a transcript of the gene xrra1, whose product is annotated as X-ray radiation resistance associated 1. Bases 44 to 2053 code for a protein of 669 amino acids. Gene Ontology annotation, cellular component: nucleus. NCBI's taxonomy places the organism in Eukaryota, Metazoa, Chordata, Actinopteri, Siluriformes, Pangasiidae. The record is from RefSeq and is a predicted model, not a curated record. Gene Ontology annotation, molecular function: protein binding. The transcript has 18 exons.